Molecule: messenger RNA, 1378 nt
Organism: Hemiscyllium ocellatum (epaulette shark)
Lineage: Eukaryota; Metazoa; Chordata; Chondrichthyes; Orectolobiformes; Hemiscylliidae
Gene: ebna1bp2
Product: EBNA1 binding protein 2
Exons: 9
Coding region: 46-969 (307 amino acids)
Biological process (GO): rRNA processing; ribosomal large subunit biogenesis
Cellular component (GO): nucleolus; nuclear periphery; preribosome, large subunit precursor
Source: RefSeq, a predicted model, not a curated record
GAACAGUUUCCGGUCGGGUCCCGGACGCGAGGCGGCGGUAGCAGCAUGGCUCAGGAUCCAGAAUCCGCGUCCGACACUGAGGGCUCCGACUUGGAGCUUCAAGAUGCAUUUUCAAAAGGUUUUCUCAAACCCGGAUUGAAUGUGGUGGAGGAAGCAAAGAAACGAUAUGUCAACAACGUGGUGGGUUUGGAACAAUGUUUGGAAGAAUUCAAGAAAAACAUUGACUGGAUUGAGAGGCUUGACAUGACAAAUGGCCCAGCUGCUGACAUCAUAGCAUUGACUGAAGGGAAAUCGGUGUCACAGGAACGUUCAGAUAUUGAUCCAGAUGAUGACUUCCAACGUGAGAUGUACUUUUACCGUCAAGCACAAGCAACAGUUUUAGAUGCAUUGCCUCAGCUAAACCAACAAAAAAUUCCAACAAAAAGACCAGAUGACUACUUUGCUGAGAUGGCCAAAUCAGAUCAACAAAUGCAUAAGAUUCGAGAAAAAAUUUUAUCAAAGCAGAUCUCCAUGGAAAAGUCUGAAAAGGCUAAACAGCUUCGAGCAUUGCGAAAAUAUGGCAAAAAGGUUCAUACAGAAGUUAUACAGCAACGUCAGAAAGAAAAGAAAGCCAUGAUGACAGCAGUGAAAAAGUACCAGAAAGGACUCUCUGACAAACUGGAUUUCCUUGAGGGUGAUAAGGUUACUUCAAAAACAAAGAAAGAAGGUGGAAAAGGAUCAGCAGCUGGAAUUAAACAUUACAAGCAGGGAGUAAAUGCAAAGAGGAAAUACAAAAACGAGAAGUUUGGUUUUGGAGGAAAGAAGAGAGGCUUAAAGUGGAACACCAAAGACAGUCAUGAUGAUGUCUCCAGCUUCAGAUCAAAAGUUGCUCAUUCCAAAAGCAAUAGUUUUGGCAAAGGAAGAAAGAAGAAUGCAAAUAAGCGCCCUGGCAAGAGGACUAGACAGAAGAUGAAAAACCAGGCACGAUAAUGAAGUGAAAAUAGAAGGAUAUUGUUACCCAUUCCUCCACUGUGUGGGGUAGAAUGAACUUGGUUUUCCUUUUAUCAUGCUUAGAUUUUUCAUGAACAUAUUGAAUCGUGCCUCCAGAAGAAAAGAAUGUUUUUCAUUAAUUACAGCAUAUUUGGUUAGAACUUGUUUGGUUUGGAUGGUAUCAAAAUCUGGAAACGUUGUCUUGUUAAAUAUUGGGACGUGAAAAUUUUUGGAAAUCACAUAAAUAUAAUGGUUCCUCCUUAUUACAAGAUUUAAUUACCUUAAUGUAAUUUUCAAAUUUAAGGAUAUUAAAAAGUGACAUUUUGGUCCUGGAAUAAGCUUGUUAAAUUGUGAUAAAUACAGGUCUGUUAAUGCAAAAAUAAAUUCUGACAUCUCUUUUUUUUUCCCC